CGAAUCUUCAAUAGCUCUUCAGUCUUCUACAUCUUUCGAGUCUCGAAAUCUAGCCAUGACCGCGAAUCAGAAAAUUGGUGGAGAGUUUGGGGAAGUUAGGGCCAACAUCGACGUCGACUCUCUGACCGAGUAUCUGCUCCGCAACGUCAAGGUGCUGAGAGGACCUAUAGACGUGAAGCAGUUCAAGUUUGGACAGUCUAAUCCGACAUACUUCUUGACCGAUGCCAACAAUCUCAAACUUGUGUUGAGGAAGAAGCCUGCAGGGGGUCUGAUUUCGAAGACAGCUCAUCAAGUCGAGAGGGAAUACGCGAUGCUACGGGCUCUUCAUGCUCACAACACGAACUCCCGCACCCAACCCGUCCAACGCGUCCCUGUUCCCGAGCCCAUCAUUCUUUGCGAAGACAACGCCGUUAUUGGGACCCCGUUCUACGUGAUGGAAUUCGUCGAGGGUCGCAUCUUCACCGACAUGAGAAUGCCCGAAAUCGCACCCAAGGACCGGAAGGAGUGCUGGCUAUCUGCUGUCACGGCUCUCGCCGCGAUUGCCUCCGUGUCCCCUUCCGAUGUUGGGCUAGCAACAUUUGGGCCGUCGUCGGACUACUAUCCUCGGCAGAUGAAAUCACUGUCCAAAGUGUCCCAAGCUCAAGCAGUGAUCACCGACGUGGACACGAACAAGGCCGUUGGGCCCAUACCUUUCUUUGACGAGCUCAUGGCCUGGUAUCGCCAACACCUUCCUGACGAGAAGAAGAUGGGGCUGCGCAUCGUGCAUGGAGAUUACAAGUUGGACAAUCUCAUCUUCCACCCCACGGAGAAUCGGGUCAUUGCCAUUCUUGACUGGGAAUUGUGCACUCUGGGCAGCCCUCUCGCAGAUUUGGCCAACCUCACACAGCCAUGGAACGUGCGAACCAAGGACAUUCAGCUUGAUGCCUCGGAUCCCUUCAUGCGUGGAUUCAAAGACGAGCCGGAUGCAGCGCCCGUAACCCUAGAUGAACUGGAGCGAGAGUAUUGUCGAUUGACGAACCAGGCGUUUCCCAUCACAGAGAUGGUGUUUGUGCGCAGCUGGAUGCUCUUCCGGCUUGCUGUUAUUUCCCAAGGAAUUGCAGCCCGAGCUGCUCGGCGACAGGCGAGCUCAGAACGUGCCCACAUCCAUGCCGAAGGGUUCAAGAUAAUCGGAAAUUUGGCUCUCAUCGUGCUCCGAGAUAAUGGGAUCGAGCUUGGUGCUCGAUCACGACUCUGAGGACAAGUGUUAUACAGCAUGUAACAGAUCCUUUUAUCCCUUGGAGUGAUUUAGAUUGUCUUCUUUACGCGAUGUAGAAACACAUGAGAGGAUCCAGCUUUACUUUGUGGGCGUUAAUGGAAAGUUGUCCGAGCUUGUGAGGAUGCACGUUCUAUACUACUUAAAAAUUAUUUUAUCAAGAUUCACCAGUGAAAC
Messenger RNA from Mycena citricolor, 1429 nucleotides. The record is from the annotation of a GenBank genome assembly. Lineage: Eukaryota; Fungi; Basidiomycota; Agaricomycetes; Agaricales; Mycenaceae.